CAAAAUAUUGUGUGGUUUACAGAAUUUAUAUUUAAAAUUACCUACCCAUUAUUAUUAAUUGUGAUAAGUUAUUUAUUCACAUAUAUUUCAGUUUCUUAUUUAUGACAUCUAAACAAUAUUAACAAAAUAUAACAAGAACAUUUGAAAAGGAAUAUCUGUUGAACUUUUAUCCAAUUGGGUGUAAAACAUGCUAAAACCUAAAGCAUUAACUCAAGUACUGAGCCAGGCAAACACCGGAGGUGUCGAAAAUACAUUACUUCUUACUCACCAAGGAGCACUCUUAGCUUAUUCUGGCUAUAAUGAUAAAGAUGCAAGAGUCACUGCUGCUAUUGCGAGUAAUGUUUGGUCUGCUUAUGAAAAACAGGGAAGAAAUGUAUUCAAAGAAGAAAAGUUAGAUUUAAUAUUAGUGGAUUGUCAAAAUGGUAAAAUUGCAGUAACACAAGUUGCUAAUUUGUUACUUUGCUUAUAUUCUAAAGAGAUUGUUGGGUUUGGUAUCUUAAGGGAAAAGAUUAAAGCAAUUGCACAAUAUUUAGAGGGUCCUCUUAAGCAAGUGGCCAAUUCAUAGUAAAUAAGGAAUUUUUGAAAUUAAAUUUGUUAUCAUACAUCAAAACAAUAUAACAUAGAUUACUUUUAUAUAAAUAUAAUAAUAGCUUUAUACUUUAAACUAUAUAAAAUGAUGCUGAUGUUUAACAUCUUUUUAAGUGAAAUAAUCCUAAAAACGUGCAAAUUAUCCCUUUAAAACAAAAUGAUUGAUUUUUGAAUUAGUACAAGAUGUAUAAAAUAACAACUAAUCCACUUAGUAAAUGAAUUGUAAUUUUUGCAGGAGACCUAGAACCUUUUAUUAUGCACAGCACAGGCAUAAAAUAAAUAUCAAAUUAAAUAUUUAAGAAAA
Molecule: messenger RNA, 892 nt
Organism: Zerene cesonia (dogface butterfly)
Lineage: Eukaryota; Metazoa; Arthropoda; Insecta; Lepidoptera; Pieridae
Gene: Lamtor2
Product: ragulator complex protein LAMTOR2 homolog
Exons: 2
Coding region: 188-565 (125 amino acids)
Biological process (GO): cellular response to amino acid stimulus; positive regulation of TOR signaling
Cellular component (GO): Ragulator complex
Molecular function (GO): molecular adaptor activity; guanyl-nucleotide exchange factor activity
Source: RefSeq, a predicted model, not a curated record